Messenger RNA from Symbiodinium natans, 1344 nucleotides. Lineage: Eukaryota; Dinophyceae; Suessiales; Symbiodiniaceae. The record is from the annotation of a GenBank genome assembly.
AUGGGCAAGUCAAGCGCAGCUUGCAAGCGACCUGCUGCUGCAACCAAGACGGUUGUAAAAAAGGCUCCAGUGCAGCCAACGAUUACAAAGGCUGCCUUUGAUCUUGAGAAGUUUACACACUUGAUGGAGCAGGUGCUUGGCGCCACUGAGGUGGCAACACAGGCUCCCAACAUCAUCUGGGCGUCAGGCUUUGAUGGGAUGAACACAGUGGGUCGAUGCAUUGAUUCGCUAUUUGGUUCGGAUGGAAACACACAAGCCUUCGGAGCGGAAAUGUCUGAGAGCUCCGCAGCGUUUGCUCUGAUGUGCACAAAUCCGGGACACGUGUUCAAGGACAGGUUUUGGAAAAUCACAGUUACGGAUGUGGCGAUGACAGCCAAGCAAGGCGGCUUUUGCUUGAAACACGGGCGCAAAUGCCAAUGUGUAGUCCGUGGAUCUGGAGGCACAGCCGCUUUGCAGCUCUACACAGCUGGCUUUACGUGCAAGUCGAACAGCGUGAGAAGCCUCAAACGCUGGGUUCAGAAUCCACUUGAAGAGAGCAGCAGCAGCUCUCAAGCGUUCCACCUGGCGGUGAAUGCCAUCCGCCGACAUGCUCCGGACUUUGUGGUGCUUGAGAAUGUCCUCGGGGCGAGGAGGCCAUCGAAGCCCAAGGAUGGCGGGCCGAGCGAAGCACCUAUCGAUAGGUACCGUGGCAUCUUGGCCAAUGUUCCGGGGCCGUAUCAGUGGGAGGACCUGGAUGUGACUGGCAGACCGCUUCCUGAGAAGCGUGAUCGAUUGAUCAUCUUGGGUGUCAAGCAGUCUGGCGGCCACUCAUCAUUCACCGCGACAAAGUGGAAGGAGCAGAUCCUGUUGCUCGAGAAGGCCUCGGAUGCCUUGCCGAUUCACUCUAUGGUGGGCAUGAUUGAGAGUUCGAGGCCAAGGGAGAGUUCAAGUACCAAACCGACAAGGAAUGCUCAGAGCUGGACGGACGAGAGCAAGUACCAUCAGUACUUUUCCGAGAUACUUGGGAAGGCUGUGAGCGCCAAGAAGAUCCACGACCCGAAGCCGGCUCCAGUUGCUGAACGGGCAUCGCGCCGUUUCCAGCUGCAGACAGCCACUGCGUGGCAGCAAGCGAACGCAGAUUGCUGUGAGAUACUCCUCAAGCAGCAGGCGGAAGCUGGCGGGUGGACCCUGGAGAGCGAGGAGCUGCAUCCACUCUUUGACCUGAGCCAGACCUGCGGGCAUGGACACGCGACUCUCUUCCCAAUUUGCUCAACACUUGCAACAUCAACACGCAUCUUCAGCUUGCGUACUGGUCAGUUUCUGUCGGGAGAGGCACACCUGAAGACAUUUGGCAUCAUUGAGUAA